Messenger RNA from Panicum hallii, 1260 nucleotides. RefSeq lists its product as uncharacterized. Lineage: Eukaryota; Viridiplantae; Streptophyta; Magnoliopsida; Poales; Poaceae. Bases 1 to 1260 code for a protein of 419 amino acids. The transcript has a single exon. The record is from RefSeq and is a predicted model, not a curated record.
AUGUCUUCGGCUUCCAACGACGAGGUCGUCGCCCCAUGGGCCGACCUCCUGCCGGAAUUGUGCGACCACGUCCUGGACCACCUCGACGCCGUCAGCGCGAUCCGCUUUCCUGCCGCCUCCACGGCCUGGGCCGCCGCUUCCAGGAUGACUCCUCGCCUGCGGUCAGGCACGCCCACGCUGCUCACGUCUGGCCUGGACCCUGACGGCUACGACGUUGAGUACGACGUGGAGGCGGGCACCUUCGGGCUCCACGACGUCGCCGGCGGUAAGUCCUUCUACGGCGAGGCCCAGUGGUUGAAGAACCGGACCUGGAUCGGCGGGAAGGACGAUUGGCUGGUGACCACGGACUUGAGGUGCAGCGUCGAGCUCCUCAAUCCCAUCACCGGCAACCGCGUCCCCUUGCCGUCCUUCACCACUAUCCGGAGUCUCGAAGUGGCGGACUACUAUGAACUCCACGUCGCUGUCAACAAUCGGCUCCACCUUUUCCAGCAGGUCAAACUGUGCCAGACGCCGGCGCACCCGAACGGCCACCUGGCCGUCGCUCUCUUCUCCAGUGGUCCUUUGGGCUUGCUAGCGUUCACGGCGCACGGCGACGAGGGCUGGACGCCAUUGGUGAACCCCGCGGGAGUACACUAUCUCAAGUACACGGAUGCCACUGUCCACGACGGGAAGGUUGUCGCUGUGGCCGAAUCUGGGGACAUCUACUCCUGGGACAUGAUGGACGGCACAACUACGGAACCCACACUGCUGCCGCGACCGGAGAUCCACCACGUCAGCUACGACCUCAGGCGUGGGUUCUACCUCGCCGCUUCGAGCGGCGGCCAGCUUCAGGUGGUCUGCAUGUACGGCCACGGCGACGUCAAGGACAAGCGCAGGAGGAGGAUCGUGUUCAAGGACCAGUGGAGCUUCUUCGCGCGCCACGUCUCGCUGCACGAGCUCGACGCGGCCACCGGCGCGUGGCGCCGCCUCAGGGACCUCGGCGGUGACCGCGCCCUCUUCGUGGGUGGAAACUACCCGUUCUACGCCACCGUGCCACCCGGCGGCUCCGACGAUCUCCAGGCAGAUUGCGUCUACGUCGCGGACUUGCUCGGCUGUGAUGCUGCCUUCUUCGAUCUGAAGUUGGGAGACGACCACAUGUACGACUUUGAGUGCCGGCUUAGUUAUCCGGCCAUGGGUGACUCCUUGCAAAUGCCGAUGUGGUUCCGGCCAACUGCAUACCCUAUUGCACAAGUGCCCGUAGAAGAGCGGCAAACAAUAUAA